AAAAAAAUUAGCGCCGGAGUCAGCUGUUUACGUAAAUCAACCUUCUUUUGCCAAUCUACUCCUUGCUGUCUUUUCACAUAACACCUUCACUGUUCCAGAAAUCCUUUGGACAAAAUGGCGAUAGGCGCUUUUCCGGCCGCCAAAUUAGGUGUUUUGGCUAUAAAGCAGAUUAGCAAACCCAUAGCUAACGUCAUUAAAAGUAAUGCCAAGCAGAGCCCUGUAUUUCGGAAGUACGUUUGUAUGCCACCGGCGCAGUUAUACAACUGGAUUGAGGUAAAGACAAAAAUGUGGGCAAUGAAUCUAGGCAAGCCAGUCGCAGUCCCUCCUCUGAACGAGGCCAUGGCCAUUGAAUUAGGUGCAAACUUGUUGGGUGAAGCCAUUAUAUUUGUGAUAGGCGCUGGUGUGCUGAUAUUUGAAUAUACGCGUCAAUCCAACAAUGAAGCGAAAAAGCAAGAAACUCUACGACAGGAAAAGGCCGCACUAGCGUUAACACUAGCCGAAAUGGGUUUCCGACUAGAGCGACAGGAUGCACAAAUCAGGGAAAUGACACGCGCACUGGCAGAUUUAGAGUCCCGAAAUAUAUUCAAAUGGACCCGAGAAACAAUAGCCGAAUACCAGCCCUUCAACCCAAAUACCCCCGAUCAGACUAGUAAGGUCGUAAAAGACUUCGAUGGGGACUAUGACCCAAAUGGAGGUUUACUCUACAGAGCUUUGAAUUUCCUAGAGACGCGUGUUUUUAUCGAUGGACACAAAAGCAAGCAAGCAGCGUCGCCUUUACUUGUCAGCAAUCAACUGGAUAUAGCACCGUAUGUGAAUGUAGAACAUGUCGGGGAGGAUGUCAGAACACCUCCGCCACAACUAAAGCAAUCACAAGCGCAGUGACUAGCGGAGAGGCGUGAAAUGCUGCAAGUGAAGAACGAACUAGCCAAGUUAGAAUAUGUGAUCGAAAUGGCUACCACAGAAAAAUAAUGCAUUCUUGGGUGCAUCAUAACUUAGGUUAUUUUAUAUGUGUAAUAUUAUUUAAAAAGUUUGCCACGCCUUUGUACAUGUACGAGUUUUACAUUUAAUCCUAAUGUAGAAUUCCAUUUGCAUUUUCGUUUUCGGUUCGAUUCUUGGCUCAGGAGAACGUGCUUAUGCACUACAAUGUGUAUGCACAAUGUGUUGCAUACAUUUUGAAGUUGACAGUUUUGUAAAUAUUAUUUAUUUAAUAAGACAUACACACAAAAUGUUUUAUUGCUUGAGAUUUGAAAUAAAAAAAAACGUUGACUAAA
Molecule: messenger RNA, 1271 nt
Organism: Rhagoletis pomonella (apple maggot)
Lineage: Eukaryota; Metazoa; Arthropoda; Insecta; Diptera; Tephritidae
Product: putative OPA3-like protein CG13603
Exons: 4
Coding region: 115-882 (255 amino acids)
Biological process (GO): regulation of lipid metabolic process
Cellular component (GO): mitochondrion
Source: RefSeq, a predicted model, not a curated record